Messenger RNA from Penaeus chinensis, 4075 nucleotides. RefSeq lists its product as uncharacterized. Bases 1 to 1827 code for a protein of 608 amino acids. The record is from RefSeq and is a predicted model, not a curated record. Lineage: Eukaryota; Metazoa; Arthropoda; Malacostraca; Decapoda; Penaeidae. The transcript has 13 exons.
AUGGGCGUAGGGUCACACGGUGGCAGUAGAACGAAGGCGAAAGUUCCUAGAAGGAAAUCAUGGCUGUUCAGUGUGUGUUAUUUCCCCGUUGAAUACCAGGGGAUUUUCGCCACACAGUCCAGCAUCUCCAGCAUCUCAGGGGGAUCUGUGCAUCAGUACUCUCAGGUGACCAUUCUCCCCGACGCCAUCCCGGUCUGGGGCGUCUGCCACAAGAAAUUCGACAACAACGUCAUCCUCAGGGAUCCUACAGGAGGCGAGGACUGCUUCAGGUGCUUCCACGUGUCCCUGCACUCGGGGAACGUCAUCCAGGUGUACACAGAAGGGCUGAACAAGUGCUACUCGUCGGAGGAGGCGGUGCUGCAGACCUGCCCGACGAUCCAUGACAUCAAGACGAAGCGAGCCAGGGAGAUCAUGCUCUACAAGUCCCGCAGCUUCACUCAGGACGGGCUAAUCGACCGCGUCUUCUGCCCGAUCAACGGCCGCUACCGAUUCACGUACGACGUUAAUGAUGGCACUGAGUCGACCGUCGAGUGCCCCGAGCCGUCCUCCGAGCUCUCGAACUGCCCGAAGGGGUCGCAGCUGCAGCUCAGAUUCCGGCGCUGUUCCUUCGGCGAGCUGGACAUGGGCCUGCGGUGCCUCGGGGACUGGGAGGGCCACGACGGGCAGAAAUACCUGGCACUCUGGGAUCCUGAGGUGACCACGGACCACCAGCCUCGAUACCGUUGCGCUAUGUACUCGGUGGAGGAAACGACGGGCAGAGUGUUCCUGAGCUUCAGUAUCGACGCCACCUGCACCAACCACCUGCACAGCCCCUGGGACGGAUACGAGUCCAUGGUCCUCACGCCUGUCACCCCGCCCACGCCGCCCGCGGUCGUCGAGACCACCGCCUGCGCCUUCCCCGAGUGGGCGCAUGGGUCGUGGCAGCACUUGCAGAUCGACUCGAAUGAACUUUGGCUUCAGGACGCGGGAUCGGAUAAGAAAUACCGGACUCUCUGCCUGUCCCAGCACGCGCCCCACGGCGAACGCUACGCCCUCUAUUCGCAGACGCAGUGUGGAGAGGAAGAAUUUACCUGUAUCUGGAUCAAGAAGAGAGCUGCCAACGUCAUCGAAUAUCAAAUGGCCUCUUACCCAAGUGACAAGUACAACGUCUCAAGAAUCUGCUCAGACGACAUGUUUCGCGGACAAGAGUGGAUCACGCAAGGACGCCUCGAUCCCGAAAACCACGCCGGGUGUCCGAUCACGGGCGAGUACACGGGCGUGAUUCCCGACGCGAAGGAGCUGUGCGCCCGUCUCGCGUCCGACUGCAGGGACCCUCAGCACAUGUUCUACACGGUGUCCUCCUGCUUCAACUCCACCGAGGUCUAUGAGGAGCGCGACUACCGAUGCCUGGGCCAGUGGUCGGAGGGGGGUGUCAUGUAUACCUUCACACACCGCAGAGACGUCAACAUUUACGAGUGUUUUGCGGGCGUGGUUGUCAGCAACAACGAGAUCUUCAUCAUUGAGGCUGGGACGAGUUGUCAGCGCGGUCUGCAGCCAUUAGCGUAUGGCAUGAAGCUCGUCAGACAAGCCACGUGUAGCGAGAUCGAGGCCCGGGAAUCCACGCCCCCACCCCACCCCCCCUCCUCCUCCAUCCCCCCCUGGUGGCCCCCGACGACGAAGAACCCUUGGAUCAAGAAGGCUUCCACCACCACGGAAACCCCCACUUGGAACAACGAGAUUCCCAGAGCCGCACAUUCGGGCAGUUCGAGAACGACCUCCACGACUUCCUUCAGAUGGCUCAUAACGACGACGACGACCCUCUUGCUGUUGCUCUUGUCGUCUCCGUGAUUCGAACGACUCCUCGGCAACGGUCGUUCGUGAUUUGUUUACAAUUGACGUUCACCUUUUCGUUCUCGUGUCGUGUGUGUUCGUGUGUUCAUUAGAGGCAACUUCUGUCUUUGUGGUUAACCAGUGAUACGUUUAGAGUGACGAGUGUACAUUUAUUUCUUUAUUUUUUUAAAUGUUCAUCUGUUCAUCCAUUCAUCCUUCGCGUUGUCAUGUAUCCACUUUUAUCGUGUAAUCAAAAAAAGAGAAAAAAAUGAACCUUUGUAUACCGUGGAAGUAUUCUCAAGCAGUAUUGUUAAUGUGUCUUUCUUUCUCUCCAUCACUUUUUUUUUUUUUUUCAUCUUCUGUAUGUUUUUUUUUUCUGUCAUUUUCUUAUCGAGGCUUACAACGAAAGACGCUGAGGCUAAUAUGAUUUUUUUUUUUUUUUUGUAUUGCCAAAGCCGCUGUGAGUUUAUAUUCUGAUUUACUCCUGUUGCUUCUAGUCAAAUCUAUUAUUGUUUUCAUUAAAAAAAAAGGGUUUAGUGGGCUUUGAUCCGCAUCUGCCUAUCACCAUCAUCGUCAAAAUCAUCAUCUUUAUCAUCAUCUUCGUCAUCGUCAAAAUCAUCAUCUUUAUCAUCAUCUUCGUCAUCUGUAUCAUCGUCAUCGUCAAAAUCAUUCUAAAAUUCAUCAUUUAAUCAUCCAGAUCAUAAUCAAAUUUACAAUGUCAUUCAGUAGAUUUUUUUUGUUUUUGUUUUUAUUCUUUCUUGAAAAAAGAGAGAAACACAUCACUAAAAUCGGUAUCAAUGGAUUAAAAAUGAUCUCAAAAAUAGGCCUACUGUAAAUAGGCCGUUAGUGUAAGGUCAUUGUUUGUAAGAGCUUUGUGUGUGCGUGCGUGCGUUCGUGUAAGCUGCCUCUCGCUUUGCUUUCUUGCCUGUAAUAGGAAAUAUUGCCUGUGCAGCUUUAUGUGGCAACACUGACCGCGGAGGAACAAAACGCUGUUAUGAAGGAAAGCAUUUUGUUAUUAUUAUCAUUAUCACUAUCACUUUUUGUUUGUUGCUACUUUUUUCAUGUUUUUUCGUCAUUAGUACUACUGUUAUUGAUCAUGUCAACGAAUAAGGUUUUCACGAUUUUUAUAUGAGUAUUACCUAGAUUCACAAGUUGAUGAAGGAAGUUUAAUUGCUGUGUCAAGGUUGAUAAGUCAUGUCAUGUCAUUUUUUUCCACUUUUUUUUAUUGCGGAUGCGCAGAACAUGAUUUGUCAUUAAAAAUAAUUAGAAACAAAUGGAAAAUUUCGUAUUUUUAAAAAUGUUUUUCAUUUACAGUAAUGAAUAUAUUGAAUAAAAUGAAUUAUUUUUACUGAUAAAAUUUGUUAGUGUCAUUAGAAAUAUAUAUUUUUUAUAGGCAAGACAACUCCCUUUGACAGUGUUUUGUACUCCGCGUGUCAAGCACAUUACUAACCUAGGUAUUCAUCAGUUUCUAGUCAUUGUCAAUUGUACAUUUGUGAAGAAAGUUAAUUACGGAAAAAAGAAUGUAAAUAUGUCACAGUCUAUUGUACAUACACGAUAGUUGUUAUUGAUGUAAAUAACACCAAAACACCAGUAUUACAAAAAAUAAGAUUCUUUACCACACCAAAAAUAUUAUUGCAUAGAUAAUUUACAUAUCUAUACAGGUAUGCUUUGCCAAAGGAAAAAUUAACUUCUUUUCUUUACACAAAGAAAUUCCUUUAUCAAUACACAUCCAUGCCAAGUUUAUAUUUUCGUUGUUUUAGUUGUCAACAUAGAAAACGGGAAGCAGUAAACAAAAGCACGUGGUUGCCCGUCCCAGUGAUGCAAUACAACCACGUGACAAAUAUUCAGGAUUUUAGAAAGAAAAAAUAAAAACUUUUUUAAUAGAUUUAAUAUUUUUUAUGACAUGAAUGGUUGUAUUUCAAUUUAGACUCCCAUGUCUCUCAUAUUUUCGUUUUGUAUUUUUUUAUUAUUAUUAUUGAUGUUAUGAAUUUCCUGUUUUCCCAAUACUAUGUUUAUUAUUAUAUAUAUAUUUUUUUUUUUUUGGAUUAAGCUUUAUGUAUGUGAAACAGAAUUUGUAGUUUUAUGCAUUUUUGUUCACACAUUAUUAUUAUUAUUAUUAUUAUUAUUUGUGCAUGAAUAUAGCAUAUUCUCUGGUUGUACAUAGUGUAAAUAAAAUACGAUUAUAAUGUGAUAUGAAAUUUUGUAUAUGUAUUGUGUCAAUUUAUUAUCGCAAUAAAUAAAUAUAUAUAUAUAUGCACUGAUUGUA